CCCACAUAACACACUAAAAGUGGCGUAAGAAAGUAAAUAACCUUUUUGUGUAAUUCGGUAUUAAACAUUACAAUAUUGACUGAAUAAAAUGCUGUUGAGUGAACUUAUUACGUUUGCAAUUGUUUUGUGUUGUACCUUCAUCGUUGCUGGCGGUUUAAAUGCAGAAAGAGCUGAAAGGAGCACAGAAAGCAGGAUUCUUUCAAGGAAACGAAGAUAUGUAGCUUUUCCUGAAGGUUCCUCAUUUACGGUCGCUAUAUGUACUACGAUUGGAGUUAUUGGCAAUCCUAACGUGAAUUACCUUAGCUACGCUUUGAAUUGGGGUGUUGCUUACGAUUUACCAAAUGAAACUUGGGUACUAGCUCACGCAAAUGGAUUCAAGGCAGGAGAAGACACUAGCGAUGAUACCAAGCCAGAUGAUAUGGCAGCAGAGGCAAAGACGAAAAGAAUGUUCAGACGAGAUUUAUAUAAGAAACUAGAACUAGCUAUAAAUAGCUUGGGAUACAAUGGGAAAGAAUGCAUUCUGAAGACCCUCUGUGAGACCAAUAAGAGGCUCGGACAAAGAAAUGGGAACAUGAUUGAAAGGAUGCUGAGAACUAUCUUCAGUUUUCCGAAAGUGAGACCAUUUGCUCGGGAGCACCGGGAAAUCCAUGAAUAUGAUUUGGCUUAUCGCACCGGUGACGUUAGCGACUGCGCUUUACUGUAUCCAAAUUGUCAUUUUUCUGUACUUGAUUUCGCUUUGGGGAAGUAUUCACUUCCUUAUGAAUAG
Messenger RNA from Hermetia illucens (black soldier fly), 766 nucleotides. RefSeq lists its product as uncharacterized. Lineage: Eukaryota; Metazoa; Arthropoda; Insecta; Diptera; Stratiomyidae. The coding region runs from base 89 to 766 and encodes 225 amino acids. The record is from RefSeq and is a predicted model, not a curated record. The transcript has 4 exons.